AUGACCACAAAGACAGAGGACGAUGUUUGUCAAUCAGAUGAUGACUUUGAUGAAGAUGAGGCAACACAGUAUAUAAUUGAACAAAGUCUGGUUCAGUAUAGGAAACUCAAAGGAUUGAAUCCGAGGGAUCUGAAACCCAGUAAGGAUCCUGAUGGGAUUUUCAAAGCGAUCAAGGAGGGUGAUGAAGAUGCACUGAACAGACUGGCAGAGCAGCCAGAGACUCUGUCCAGAGUGGAUGAGCGAGGAUGGAUCCCUCUGCAUGAGGCUGCAGUGCAGCUCAAUAAAAGGAUACUAGAGAUUAUUUUCUCAGCCUCAGCCCCGGGGGCUGCCCAAUGUCGCUCUCUGAAGGGUGAGACGCCGCUGUUUCUAGCCGUGGUCCAUGGAAUCAGAGAGAACGCCACAUUCCUGCUGCAGAACGGCUGUAGCCCGGAUCUGCAGAACGACGAUCAGGAUUCUCCUCUCGUUGCAGCUAUCCUUAAUGACCAGUACGACCUGGCCACUCUGCUGCUCCGCUACAGAGCCACAGUGGACCAGACAGGACCGCUCAACAGGACCGCUCUACAUGAAUGUGCUUUUUUAGGCCUGGAGAACUUUGUCUACCUGCUCCUGGAGUCCGGUGCCGACCCAAACGCAUACGACGUCAGAAAGAAGACGCCGCUGGCUCUGGCUGCACAGAAUGGACAUUUGAACGUGGUGGAGGGCCUGUUACAGAAAGGAGCCCAUGUGUGGAGUGAAUCUGACUCGGGAACUAUUUUAUUUGUUGCAGCGUCGUCAGGAAACCCCGACGUCAUCUCCUUACUGCUGGACAACGGAGCCGAUCCCAACCGACCUCUUUACAGCGGCCACCUGCCAAUUCACCGCGUGGCCUACCACGGACACCGCCUGGCACUGGAGCACCUCAUCCCAGUGACUACACUGGACGCUGUGAGGGAAAGCGGGAUGAGUCCUCUCCACUCGGCCGCUGCCGGGGGUUAUCCCCAUUGCGUGGAGAUUCUGCUCAAAGCUGCAUACGACCCAAACUUCAUGCUGCACUCGAGGGUGCGAAGCAACUACGAGGACGAUCGUAGGUCGGCCCUCUUCUUCGCGGUGUCCAACAAUGACCUUCAGUGCACCCGCCUGCUGCUAGAGGCCGGGGCCAUGGUGAACCAGGACCCUAUCCACUGUUUGCAGGUGGCUCUGAGACAGGGCAACUAUGAGCUGAUCAACACGCUGCUGAAGUUUGGGGCCAAUGUGAACUACUACUCCCGCAUCAACACCACUCACUUCCCCUCGGCUCUGCAGUACGCCCUGAAAGACGAGGUCAUGCUGAGAAUGAUCCUGAACCAUGGGUAUGAUGUCAAACGCUGCUUUGACUGUCCCUAUGGAGACAGCUCCCACGACUACGCCCCCUGGACGACUUCCGUCAUCAAAGACAUGGUGUUCUGUGAGGUGAUAACCGUGUCGUGGCUGAAGCACCUUUCUGCUCAGGUGGUGCGCAUCAUGCUCGACUACACCGACCACGUGACCUUCUGCACCAAACUGAAGGACACGUUGGAGGAGCAGAAACAGUGGCCGGAGAUCUGCCACCUUCAAAAAAACACUCGGAGCCUGAAGCACCUGUGUCGGCUGCGGAUAAGGGAGCAUCUCAACCGCUUGCGUCUGAGAGAACCGGCCUUCAUCAACUACCUUCCUCUUCCUCCCAGUCUGAAAGAUUACGUCCGCUACAAGGAGUUUGAUGUGUACAGCAGGGGCAGCAUGGGGAAUCCCAUGUGA
Messenger RNA from Limanda limanda (common dab), 1752 nucleotides. It is a transcript of the gene asb14b, whose product is annotated as ankyrin repeat and SOCS box containing 14b. Gene Ontology annotation, molecular function: protein binding. The record is from RefSeq and is a predicted model, not a curated record. The transcript is spliced from 9 exons. Gene Ontology annotation, biological process: intracellular signal transduction. The coding region runs from base 1 to 1752 and encodes 583 amino acids. Lineage: Eukaryota; Metazoa; Chordata; Actinopteri; Pleuronectiformes; Pleuronectidae.